Serpula lacrymans var. lacrymans S7.9 is the source of this 633-nucleotide messenger RNA. RefSeq lists its product as uncharacterized. The transcript has 3 exons. The record is from RefSeq and is a predicted model, not a curated record. The coding region runs from base 1 to 633 and encodes 210 amino acids. NCBI's taxonomy places the organism in Eukaryota, Fungi, Basidiomycota, Agaricomycetes, Boletales, Serpulaceae.
AUGCAUGCACAGAUUCAGGCGUUGACAAAUCAGCUCGCCGAGAUUCAGGCUGCCCCAGCAGCGGAACCUAUGGUUGAGCAAAAGUUCAACAAGAAAGUCGAGAUUGUCGCUGACCCCGGUGCUUUCAAAGGAGACAGAGCUCAACUUGCCGAAUGGUGGAUCAAGCUACAAAUUUGGAUCAAGGCAAAUUGGGACGCAUUUGCCAACAAUUUUGAGAUAGCAACCGCUGAGUGCUACACGGCAGGUGUGUGGCCUAUCUGGGACAAUCUCAAGGUUGAGAUCAAAAAAUAUUUUAAACUGCAGGCUGAGCGUGACUGGGUGCGUCAGCAGAUCCGUUCCUUCAAACAAGGAAACAUGAGGAUGGAUAAUUACAUCACCCAGUUCCUGGCCCUCUCCAUCCAAGGAGGGCUUGGUAAUGAACAUGCAGUAGAGCUGCUGGAACGCAAUGUGAACCCCCGCAUUGCCGCUCAACAAAAAAAUAACCAAGGGCGCCAGGCGCACCAAUCAGAAACAGACAAACCGGACGAUCGGCUCAACACUCUGGCCGGUCAAUCAUAUGACAAAAUCCGAGCCUUCUUCUACGAUCAGCAGGCUGCUGAGAUGAAGGCUCAGGGAAAAGAGUUUGGAGCUUAG